AUGUCGGAUAGUGAAGCCAAAGACACAUCUUUGGAGCAUAAAGAGGCAGUGGGAAGCUCUCUGAGCUCUUCAAAAACACUUAAUAAUGGAACUGAUACUCCUGUAGAGCGUCCAAAGGUGAGGGUAGAACCAAACACAGAAUCGAGGGCUGCAGUUCCUCGUUUAAAUAGUCAAAUGAGAAUGGAUAGUAAAGUGACCAUUCGCAGAAAGAAAUCUAGGUUACCUGGUAAACUACUUGAUGACGGAAGACGUGUGCUUAAGGAGAAAGAGUGUUACGACAAACUUGGGUUUUCUUUUCCAUGGUGGAAAAAAUGGAUGAUUUUAACCGUUGUAUUCUGGGUUCAAAUGUCGAUGAACUUCAAUACAAGUGUUUAUCCGUAUGCUAUCCCGUUGAUUGCAGAAGAGUUUAGUGUUAGCCAACAAGCUGCUCGUGUAUCACAGAUGGUUUUCCUUGUGGCAUAUGCCUUUGGAUGUGAACUUUGGGCUCCUUGGAGUGAAGAAUAUGGUAGAUGGCCCAUAAUGCAAAUGAGUUUGUUUCUUGUUAACAUCUGGCAAAUUUUAGGUGGAUUAGCGCCUAACUUUGGCUCAGUUAUUGUUGCACGUUUCUUGGGUGGUCUUUCUUCAGCAGGAGGCUCAGUAACAUUAGGAAUGACUGCUGAUAUGUGGGAGGCCAAUGAUCAAGGGUUUGCGAUUGCAUAUGUUGUUUUAUCAUCUGUUGGAGGAACUAGUAUUGGACCAAUUUUUGGUGGUUUGAUGGAAACUUAUCUUAGUUGGCACUGGAGUUUUUGGAUUCAGUUGAUCUUUGGUGGUGUUGUUCAGAUAGCUCACUUUUUCUUGGUUUCGGAAACAAGGGCGACGAUAUUAGUGGAUCGUGAAGCAAAACGUCGUCGUAAAUCUGGAGAAGAUGACAAUAUUUGGGGACCUGAGGAAGUAAAGGAAAAUCGUUUAUCACCAAAAGAAAUCUUGCGUAUAUGGCGUCGUCCUUUUGAAAUGUUUUUAAAGGAACCGAUUGUUCUUUGCUUAUCUCUUCUCUCUGGGUUUUCGGAUGCCUUGAUUUUCAUUUGCAUGGACUCGUUCACUUUAGUUUUCGCUCAAUGGAACUUCUCGACUAUUGCUACAGGUUUAACAUUCGUUGCAGUGGUAGUUGGUUACUUGAUUGCCUAUUGUGUACACAUGCCAGAUAUAUAUCGACAAAGGCAUAUUAUAAAAACUGAGGGUGACGAUGCAAGGCUAGCAGAGAGAAGAUUAUUACUUCUUUUAUACAUUGCACCAUUGGAAACGAUAGGUUUGUUUGGAUUUGCUUGGACUUCUAUGGGACCACAUUAUAAUCCCUGGAUUGCACCGUUGAUUUUCGCCUGUUGCAUUGCUAUCGCUAAUUAUAGUAUCUACAUGUCGACUAUUGAUUAUAUGGUUGCGGCUUAUGGUCCAUAUUCCGCGUCUGCAACGGGAGGAAAUGGGUUUGCCCGUGAUUUACUUUCAGGUGUCUCUGCGAUGUAUUCUACGCCAAUGUAUACCAACAUUGGUCACAAGCGUCAUCUCCAGUGGGCCAGUACAAUCCUUGGCUGUAUCGCUAUAAUUGUUGCAUUGCCUAUUUAUGUAUUUUACUGGAAGGGACCAUACAUUAGAGAUAAAAGUAAGUUCGCUCAGACUUUAGCUGCUGAUCGUAAGUUGACAGAUAUUGGAAGUGACAGUGAAGAAGAAGUUGAAGUGACUGAGGAAGAGGCAGAAAAAGAAGCUGCUGCCCGCAGGGAACAAGAAAUGGCAAAUAAAGUUUAG
Messenger RNA from Priceomyces carsonii, 1776 nucleotides. RefSeq lists its product as uncharacterized. Gene Ontology annotation, cellular component: plasma membrane. The transcript has a single exon. Gene Ontology annotation, biological process: transmembrane transport. The record is from RefSeq and is a predicted model, not a curated record. Bases 1 to 1776 code for a protein of 591 amino acids. Gene Ontology annotation, molecular function: transmembrane transporter activity. Lineage: Eukaryota; Fungi; Ascomycota; Pichiomycetes; Serinales; Debaryomycetaceae.